UUCUCUCUUUUUGUUCUGCCCUGUUUUUUAUUUGUUUUUACCAUUUAAAAUCGAAAAGGACACUUUCGGCGUGGCGUGCGCAGCAUAAAGGACCUUCCCCUCUCAUCGUCUUCCCCUCAGGGCUCGGUCCCUUCGAUCCGCUCGACAAUGCCUGCGCAGGACCGCCGGGACUUCCCCUGCGCCGCCUCCGUCCUCUUUCCCUCCCUCCCCAACCUCCGCCGCGAUCAGGUUCACGCGAUCGACGACCACAUGGACCAACAUGCCCUUCUGCUCCGCCUCCACGGCUGCGUGGCCGAGUACUUGCGAGACCUCUCCGUGGCAGACGCGGACGGAUUCCUUUCGCUCUCCUGGGUCUGCAAGCUCCUUCACGGGUUCCUCAUUUGCCACGAGGAGUUCCGCGCCGUCCUCUUCGAUCGCGUGCCGCUCGUUGUCCGCCCGCCCCUCGAUCGCUUCAUCGCCGACUUCUCCGACCGCGCCGUCAAGGCCCUCGACAUCUGCAACGCCGCUCGAGACGGCAUAGACCACCUGCGGCGUUGCCGUGCCCACGUCGAGAUCGUGGUCGCCGCGCUCAGCCCUGCCUCCUCCUCCCGGCAGAGACUCGGCGAGGGACAGGUUCGGCGCGCCCGAAAGGCGCUUGGUGAACUCGAGGUCAUGCUCGACGACAAGGACUGUGGUCACCCCUACCGAAACCGCUCCUUCGGCUACAGUGCUGGCGCCGGCUCGUUCUUUUCAUCCAAUAGCAACCGCCGCAUCUUGCAGUUGCGCUCGAUUUCCUCUUCCGCGUCUCGUUCCUGGUCGGCAUCGAGGCAACUGCAGGCAAUGGGGAGCAAUGUGGUCGCACCUCGCGAUCACGAGAUCGACAGCACCGCCGGGCUCGCGGUGCCCAUAUACACGAUGAGCGCGGUGCUUCUGUUCGCGAUGCGCUCUCUUGUGGCCGCGUUACGCUGCCAGGACCGCGGCGCCCUCCAGGCCCAAAUUUUCAUCCCUCGGGCCUUCCCUUGGGCGGCGCCCAUCAUGUCUCUUCACCAACGGGUCGCGGAGGAGUCGAAGAAGAAGGAGCACCGCAGGAACUCGACCGGGCUUCUGAAAGAGCUUCGACAAAUCCAUAGCUGCACACACAAUCUGAUUUCCACAAUCGACAACAUCCAGUUUCCAAUGUCGGAGGAGGAGGAGAAAGAGCUGAGGCAAGGAGCACUGGAGCUGUCUCGAGUAUGCGAGGUCUUGAAGCAAGGACUCGACACAUUGGAGCGCCAGAUCAUGGAGAUAUUCCUUCGGAUUGGGCGUAGUCGCACCGAGGCUCUCGAUCUGUCGUCCCGUAGUUUGCGAUGAGGCCGUGCUUUGUUUUGACAGCGAACGGAAACCAAUGGCUGAAGACUCAGGCCAAUUGGUUCUUCAAUUCAUCGGACGGCACCAGCUGCAGGUAGCACUUCCGUAUUCACCGUGGUGUUUCACAGACAUUUCUUGAUGAUUGAGAUUAUCUGCUCUGAGGGAAAGCAGCAUCCUCUUUCAUCAAGACGCGUGCACGACAAACUUCGGCAAUGGAAUAGGCUCAAAGUACCCUAGUGAAAUAACUCCUAGAAGUUGAUUAGGGUAUAGUACCUGGUUGUGCUCUUGUGGCGGCUGCCGAGAAGAGCGGGAAGCUGGCGAGAGAGAGGAUUACAAAAGGGCAAUGCUAGAUCGAGGACGAGUCAUGAUGAAUAAAAGGGCCCCUCCCAAGUGGCACCGCAUGAUUGGUGAGCGGAGGGGUUUUGUAGCUCAUCCCGAAAGGGGGCGAGGAAGGGACGGCUGACAGUAAUCCGUACGGACUAAAAGAUUUACAAUGUUCUGUGCUUGAAAAAGAAAUCGGAGAAAGAGUUCUUGGCUGAAGUGCAAUCACGGAUAAAUAGGAAAUUUCUUUGAGGUUUUACAAGCUAAAUCUAUCAUUGAUAUGGAUAUAUGACACAGGGAUAAUUAAAUGGAGAUGGGAGUUCAU
Molecule: messenger RNA, 1972 nt
Organism: Zingiber officinale
Lineage: Eukaryota; Viridiplantae; Streptophyta; Magnoliopsida; Zingiberales; Zingiberaceae
Product: protein ROH1-like
Exons: 2
Coding region: 148-1329 (393 amino acids)
Source: RefSeq, a predicted model, not a curated record